AUGUCAAAAUUAAACCCCAACUCAUUGCAUGUAACAACAAUACAAGGACAAAGAGAAGCAGUUGACACUUUUGAGCGAGCUUUCAUAAACAAAAAUAAGAUGCCCAGUAAGGAAGAUGUGGAGAAGUUAUUCGAAAAUCUACUAUCGGUUAGAGCAUUUCCCGAGAAAGCUAAAUUAAGUUUGCGGAACCAGUCUACUGAGAGAAAAUGGGAUCUCAUUUUAACACAAAGUGAGACGAAUAGCUCUUUUGAUUUGAGUAGAAUAUCCCUUGCUUCCAUGUCCACGGUGUCGUUACAUGAAAAUGUUAAGAGCAUUCCUUCCAAAACCACGGAAACGAUCACAAAAGCUAAAAUAGAUAAACUCCCACCGCUGUUGAAGCCAAAAAAGUCAUCCCUUCAUCUAAAAGAGCAUCAAAACCUACGUGAAACCACUAUAAGUGAAGGCUCCCCCGGAUGGUUUGUCUGGAAACUUUUGAAUAAAGACGUUGAUCUCAAAAAUUUGGUAAAAUUGGAGAAAACCUUGGCUGAAAAUAAGUUACUCGACAAGGAAAAUGUCACAUGGACCCUGAAUUUUCUUUCAAUACAAGGUGAGACCGCAUUAGCGGUGAAUUUGUCACUGAUAAGUAAAAAGGUCAUCAAGUCAGACGAAGAGUACAAUCACGAAUACCUUCUUGUCAAAUGUCUAAAGAAUGCACUAGAAAACCAAGCAUACCUAAGACAAGCUGGCCACGAUAAUGAUGCCCCUAUAAGCAAAUCUGUCAUAAUGUCAUCGUUAAUGGGAGCACUAACAUCGACUAGAAUGAGUACUAGGUUCUUAGUUACAGAAAUUUUGGUUAAUUUGAUGAAAAAUGGUCAUAAAGAGCUACGCGAAAAUAUUGUCAAUCACUUGCGGCACUUGACGUUUAAUAAUAAAAAGCGUUCAAGUUUCAAAGCAUGGCUAGAAGUAUUUGGAAGCUCAUUGCGAUCAGCCAGUUGGGGAAGUAAGAUCAACGAUCAUUCAUACUUGAAAAACUAUAUAACUAUCACAUUAAUUUUGAUUAAUGUUAUAGUGCAUACUGCGGGACCAGCUUAUAAAAGAAUUACAAUCAGAAAAGAGCUUGAAGGGUCUCAUUUACUUUCUGUAUUUGAAACAAUUAAGCAAUUUGAAGAUGAUAGAAUUCACCAUGAACUAGAAAAGUAUGAAAGGAUGGCCAAAGAAGAUGAACAGGAGAAGAGGAUAAGACAUAGCAAGACACUACCGCAACUUCCCAACCCCAACGAAGAUUCUGAUUCAAAGUCAAUACUGGCAAGUUCACCUACUGCCACCACAGAAUUGGACGAGUUGGCCAGGUACGGUCUCUUUGGUUCACAAAAGCGAAACACACAGCUAAGUGAUCCUAAAGAUAGCUUGCAGCCAGCAACACCGGUGUUUGCGUCCCAAAAGAACGAAGAAAGCCCACUUGCACAACAGGUAUAUCUGAAAAUUGCAGCACUAGAGAUUUCACCGAACUCAGAUGUGAUAAUCAAUAAGGUUCUUUCGCUUCUCGAUUACGUACUAGAAAGUGGACCAAAUAUACAUCCCCAAUUGAAUGAUAAAGAGUCAUUUUCUGCUGUGACUUUGGAAAGAUUGAUAGAUUCCUUGGCUUCGGAAUCUAUUGCUCGAAGUGCCAUUGCCGAAACAAAGAGCUUAAAGAGGGAAUUAAAGCGACAAAAGCAGUUGAAUGAGAGUCUUUUGAAGGAUGCUGAGUUACUGGAUAAGACAAAAUUGGCAGCAGAAAAUGAACUACAAUUGCUGGAAAUCAAAUCUCUUGGUCGUCAAAUUAGCUUGCUACAACGUCAGAUAAAACAACUCGAGCAGGAUAGGGCUAAAAACUUCCGAAAUCGAAAUAUCAGCCAUUCUUUUGAAGAUCUUAGUAAUCGUGAGGAGACUGAUGAUGAUAUUGAUGUGAGUGAUCAAAUCAGAUCUUCAUCAGAUUAUAGACUUGAGGGGACUAUCGUGAAAGAUCAUGUGAAGCAACAAUUCAGAAGCGGACCAUCAACACCACCUCUUUUAUAUUCACGACCAUCUCAGGAAGUAGAUGACAGCAUCAACUUAAAAAGCCUUGAGAUUGAUCGCAAUUUAGAGAACCAGCUUGUUGAACAUACUAAUAAAACAGGCGUCAAACUUCAGUCACCAGUUCCGCUACAAUCACAAACUUUAUUGGCACCUCCACCUCCCCCCAUACCGUCAUUUUUGGGAAAUUUCGAGAAAAAUGCCACCUCCAUUGCUGAUACGAGCUCACUGAAUGCUCCACUGGCCCCCCCUCUUCCAUCGUUUUUGCUCAACUCGAAAGCAAAAGACACGCUAUUGGUUUCAUCAGGGGAUGACAAACUAGUGGAGACUGCUACAUCACCACCACUACCUCCUCCUCCUCCUCCAUUACCGCCUUUUGCUUUUGCACAAGCGAAUACGUCUACCUCACUGACAGAAAGUGUCGGUUCAAUUAUACCUUCACCCCCACCGCCACCACCACUUGCAGCAGACCUUUUGCCCAAGCUGAAAACUGUAGCAGUACCCAUUGAUAAAGUAGUUUCCAAAAUCGAUCAAAAUAUUGUCAAUGAGUCAGCCCAAUUUUCAAUUAAGCCUAAAGUGAAAUUGAAGCAAUUGCACUGGAAUAAAAUUAACGAUAUCGAAAAGACUUUUUGGAGUGAAUUUGAGGACUCUUCAAUCUCUGAGAAGCUUGCUGAGGAAGGUGUAUUUGAAGAAAUUGAGAAAAUAUUUGCAGCCUCCCAGCCACUGAAGAAAGCUUCUGGGUCGGAGAAGGGCAAGAAAUUAAAUUCUGAUUCCAAGGCGGCUAAGGUGACUUUCCUUUCUCGAGACUUGGCUCAGCAGUUUGGUAUAAACUUGCAUAUGUUUGCUGGGAUCUCUAAUGAAGCUCUUGUUUUGAAGAUUUUGAGAUGUAGUCCAGAAGUCUUGGAGAAUAUCAGCGUCAUUGAAUUUUUCAACAACGAUGCAUUAGUUGAUGUAAGCGAUAAUUUGGCAAAGAAUCUUUUACCAUAUUCAAGCGAUCCACGCACAGGUAAAAAGCCGCAAAAAGAUCCCAAUGAACUUGACCGUGCAGACAGAUUGUACCUUGAGCUAUGUUUCAAUCUCAAGCAUUAUUGGAGAGCUAGAUCAAAGGCACUAAUUUUUACACAAUCGUAUAACAAAGAAUAUCUUCAUUUAAAGGAGAAAUUAGACUUGGUUGAUCUGGGCAUAUCCUGCGUGAAAGAAUCAGGUGGUUUCAAGAGCGUGUUGAGUAUAUUGAAGAUCAUGGGUAAUUUCAUGAAUGAGCACACAAAACAAGCUCGUGGUUUCAAAUUAGAUUCCUUACAAAGACUCAAGUACAUGAAAAACGAACUGAACUCCAUGAGCUUUCUUCAUUAUAUCGAAAAGAUUAUCAGACAAUCGUUUUCCGAAUACGGGUCCUUUGUCGAUGACUUGGAGUUUUUAACCGAAACUCAAAAUGUGUCAAUCGAACAGUUAGAAGUGGACUGCAAAGCAAUGAAUAAGGAGGUGGAAAUCAUCAACAACUCACUUCAGCAAGGAAAAUUGAGUAGGGAAAAGGACUUGCAUCCAUCUGACCGUAUAAGACAGACUGUUGCUGUCCCAAUGCAAAAUGCAACUAGCAGAAAUGCGCUUGUACAAUCUCGUAUGAAGCGAACUUUAUCAAAUUUCAAAUCGUUGAUGGUGUAUUUUGGUGAAGAUCCAAACGACGCCAAAGCAAAAGACACUUUCUUUCAAAAGAUUACCACUUUUGUAGCUGAAUUUAAAAAGGCGCAUAUUGAUAACAUUCAGCGUGAGGAGGAGCAAAGAGUGUAUGAUGCUAGGAAAAAGAAAAUUGAAGAUGAAUCGGUAAAUAAAACUCCAACUGAAGAGACUGACGAGAAGAAUUUUGUUGACAGUGUUGAAGAAUCAUCUGCUGUUAUUGAUUCGUUGUUGGAAAAGUUAAAAUCCACCUCCGAUCAUGCAAAAAUUAAAAGGGAAAAUCGAAAGAGCAAGUUGCUAAGUGGUGGAUCCGAAACUGAAUCCUUGCCUUCAGAUUUAAACUCUGUCACUGUGGAAAAUGAAUAUGAGAGUGUCAAUAAUCUCAAGCGAAGAUUAACAACAAGGAAAAGUAAACUUGGAUUGGCUUCCACAAAUGAGCAGGGUGUUUCAAGAGCACAGGUCAUGUUGCACCAGUUGAGAACAGCCGAAGAUCUUACAUUAAUUAUACCCAAUGAUGAUGUCAAUAAGGAAAACAUGGUGAAUAUAGAGAAAGAAUAG
This is a messenger RNA of Lodderomyces orthopsilosis Co 90-125, 4263 nucleotides long. It is a transcript of the gene BNR1, whose product is annotated as Bnr1p. The transcript has a single exon. Bases 1 to 4263 code for a protein of 1420 amino acids. Gene Ontology annotation, cellular component: cellular bud neck; cell division site; mating projection tip. Gene Ontology annotation, biological process: actin filament bundle assembly; barbed-end actin filament capping; mitotic actomyosin contractile ring assembly. The record is from RefSeq and is a predicted model, not a curated record. Gene Ontology annotation, molecular function: actin binding; small GTPase binding. Lineage: Eukaryota; Fungi; Ascomycota; Pichiomycetes; Serinales; Debaryomycetaceae.